CUUGUCAGGGAGGGAAAACAUAACCUCACUUUUAGUUUGACUCUUUGUGUUGGGAUCGGAUGAAUUGCCUUCGUGGAAAUCUCUCAAAUUUAGUUUUAAUCCAGCAGAGGAAGCAAUUUCUCGCAAUUUGCCUGUGAUCAAUGGCUUAGCUAAGUUAGUGUGAAAGUUUAUUUUUUUUCUUUUAAAAAUCAUCCGCCCAAUACUGCCACAAAGUGCUUCCUCAUACGCUCCGUAGGGCUCCUCCUUUGUUCUGGGCAUUGUUUUCCGUGAAUUUUAUUUUCAUUUCACCCCCGCCAUGGGGUACUUGAAACUCUCGGAGGUGUGCAGGAUAAUUCUGCACGUCGAGAAGGACUUCCUGGAGGACUUUUGCUUCAAGGAUGUUGCCAAGGAGAUGGAGAAGGCCAAGGUUUUCACUGCCGAUGAAUGCCGAAGUAUACAGUGUGAGCUCACGGAGGUGGAACAAACCGAACGGAUGCUCUUCCUACUCAUGUACAGGAAGAACAAAGAAGUGAAGGUCUUCCAGGAAGUCCUCCUGCGGGACUACGAUUGGCUAAGUGAGCGUAUCGCCCAGGCGGGGAGUAGCAAUGAGAUUUUUGAGAAAUACGAAAGAUGCAUUCGUGGCAGUAACAUCCCAAACAAUCGUUCUGGCGUCAUCUAUCGCACGGAUUUGUUGUGGCAGGUGCGCAAAGCUCUAGUUCAUCUGAGGCCAUGCAAUUACCUAAUCCUGCAUGGGAAUACAGGAUCAGGGAAGCGUUGGCUCGCCAUUGAUGCAUGCUGUGAUUACUGCAUCAUUCGUGCUAUGAAUUACAAGAUUUUCUGGCUCAAUAUGACUGACUGUGUGAAGCCAGAGAAGAUUUUGGGGCAGAUGGAGCGUCUGAAGGUGAUGCUGUUGGCCUCCUUGGUGGAGAAGGAUGAAAAGCUCGAUGUGGAUGGGCAGAGGAAUGGUUACAUUUCGAUGGAGGCAAAAAUUGAAGCUGAACGCAAUGAUUUGCGAAAGAUCCUGCGGCAUGAGAGCCUGAGGGAUUGCUUGGUGGUUCUUGGGGAUCUGUGUAGUGAUGUGGCACAGAAUGCAUUUGAUUUGCAUUGCAAAGUUCUCGUAACAACGCGCAAUCUAUGCAGUAUGGCACGUGUGAAUGAGCAGAAGAAGGUGCUUCUGUCCACGAAUGCGGGAUUCACGGAGAGUGAGUCCUUUUGGUUGUUUGAGGGUACCCUUGGGCGGUCGAUUCAGCAGAGUCAUCUGCGGGGCUAUGUGAGUGACAUUCGUCGCAUUGUCAAUGGGAAUCCCGAUCUAAUGGCGAAAAUUGCGAAGAAUCUUCUCUACAUUUACGAUGGGAACGUCGAGAGGCGUCUCAGUGAGUGGAUACGCUGCCUUGGCAAUGGGGUGGAGAAUAAUCGCACGAAGAAUGUCAUGGAUGAGUCACUGAAGGUGCUGGACAAUGAGGAGGCGCAUCUGUACAGAAGGCUUGCAAUCUUCCCACCCAAUUGCAUGAUACCCAUACCCGUGCUUGCGCAGUAUUUUGCAAUGAAUUUCAUGGAUGUUGAAGAGUUGGUGAGGAAGUUUGAGCGGUAUUCCCUGCUGGAGAUUGAUGAUGUUGAAACAUCCUCCAAUGGGCAUCAAAUGAUGUGUCGAAUUCACUUUAUUUGUGCUCAAUACCUCGCAAGGAGUGCCAGGGAUGAUCUUACGGGCUAUCAUCGUGACUUUGUGGCCACAUACCGGAUACCCGAAGUUCUCGCAGCACGUACAGAACCAAAUCUCCUGCCCUUCCCGCAUGAUCACUACUUCUACACCUUCAUUGGUUACCAUUUGUGCGAAGGAGAACUCUUUGAUCUUUUCCUGCAUCUCUUCAGUGAUUUUGGCUUUCUGGAGGUGAAAGUUCGCGAAUCGGGGCUCACAAAUACCCUUGGAGAUCUCAAAAUGUACCAAGAAAUAUCAAAUAGGGGUAUUCCAUCAUAUUUCAUGGAGCUCCAGUAUUUCCUGCCGAAUGUCGAAGAACGCAUCUACCAAGCGCACAACUUAACGCUCCUCCAGCAAGCUCUGGGGGCCCCGGCGAGCAUCCGGGAAUUGGCACGGGAGCAAAUCCGUAGAUUCCCCCACAAGGUGUGGUUUCGCAUGAAUUGCUCAGAGAAGUGGCUGAAAAUUGUUCAGUUAUGCUCAAAUCCGAGUAUUUUGAGAUUCGUCACACCAAAUUCCGUCCUAGUGGCACAAAAGGAUCACAAUAUUGUCCAGACGGAUCUCUCAAAUAACUCCAAAUACAUCCCAAAUGUAUUUCAAGGGCAUGAAGGGGAAAUCAUCCAAAUGGAAGUCUUUGCUAAGUCCUAUCUCAUUUCAUUGGAUGCCAAUAGUGUUAUGUAUGUGUGGUACAUUGGCAAGGACUACCGGAGGAGGAGUGAAAAUGGGAAUAGCACAAAUAGACGCCAAUUUGCGGGACAUUUCAACUACAACAUUAAGGAUGCAAAUAAAUUUGAGCCUCUACAGAAGAUCCCGAUUUCCGGAAAGGAUCACGUUGUGUGUUUUCACACAUUCUACGAUGGGAAGGGUCAUAAAUUACUUUGUGCCCUGGAUACGGCGGAUGUGAUGACGUACAAUUGGUCUGGGAAUCAAUUUGUGGCAUCACCACGUGAGAAUUUUACGGCAAAAGAGAAAGUUCGUCGUCCGGACAGGAUAAAGUGUUUGCAGUACAUUGGAAGUAUGAAGGUGUUGGUGCUCGUGACGGAGGGAAAGUUGCAUUGUUUUAGCCUUCAGGAUCAUGCAUCGGUGGGAUUUACGCAGAGACCGCUGGAGGGAAAGGAAGUUCCCAUUGCCAUUCAUUUUAAUUUGAAAAAGAAACUCAUCUACUGCGUGUUUGCGUGGAAGAUUGUACAGAUUAAAAUUGUCAAAUGCACGAAGUUUGCAUUCCUCAAAAUUAAGUUCAUCCGUGAGAUUUAUCAUGCCGUGACCGCAAUUGAGUGCAGUGCAUUGGCAAAAAAUGGGAAAUUCCUCGUUUUGGGCACAAAAACAGGGAUAAUUGUUUUUGAUUGCGAACGCAGGGUUGAGGUGCAGCAGAAUUACGUGGCGGAGCAUGUUGCGUGUAUUGAUGUGGUGACAUCGCGGGAGAUUAUUGUUAUCUUUGGGAGUGACUGCAAGCGCAAUAUUGCGAAUAUUUUUGAGAUUAAAGUUCAAUCACAAAUGCCUGUUGUGCUGCAAAAGUAUCCCUUUGAGGUGCUGUACAGUGAGAAAGCACCAACGCUGUAUGCUGUGGAUACAAAGAAGCGUCUGCAUGAGUACAAUGUGCAAGAUCUGGGGGAUACUGUGAGGGUUACGGAGAAAAAUUGGACUACGAGACCUGUGCAGAGUAUCACUGCCAUGACGAGCUCCACCGAAUGCGUCUUUAUUGGUUGCAACGAUGGACGUGUCUUCCGGGGAAGGGAUUCAAAUUGGACGGAAGUAACGAGGGCACCCUCUUCGGUGGAUUUCCUCAAGUUCAUCAAUGGUGUACUUGUUGUAGGGACAAAUACAGCGUUCCAGGUUCUCAAUCAACCAUGGCAUUCCCAAGGAUUAGCCAAUUGCUAUGCAAUAGAUGCAAAGCAUUUACUUGCAAUUACCAAAGGAUUGAGCGUUAAGAUUCUGGACAUGGACAGUAAUGAAGUGAUCACAGAAUUGGACGGGAGUGCUGAAGCGAAUUUUGUAUUUUGUGAUUUUGCUUCUCCAUUUCUUCUCACGUGUGCCAAUAGGCAACCAAUGAGCCUGUACUGUGUGAUUGGGGCAAGUGGGGAGAUUGUAAAACUGCGGAAUUUAAGUAGGAAGUCAGAUGCUGUGCCAUCAUCAGUUGCUGUAUCCACGGGGAAGGAUCUCUGUGCGAUUGGAUUUCAAAAUGGUGCCAUAAAUUUGUACAAUAUUGAGGCCAAUUUCCGGCAUCAACAUACAUUGGAAUCUCACAAAGGCGCUGUGACCCAUUUGGCAUUCUCCCCAUGGGCUGGGGCAUCUCAAAUUCUUAUCAGUUUGGGUGAACAAAUGUGCUUCUGGGGCGUGUUGGUGCAACAACAAAUGAGGUACGUAGAAGAUGAUGCUGCCCAUGGGUUGAUUGAGGCAACAAAUCGACUGAGUAUUGGCAAUAAAAUGAAUCCGUGGGAUGGUAAAUGUGGUGCUUCCGAGAAGCCAGAAUUGCUGUCUUGUAUUAAAUUUGCCGGCAAUUCCGCGGCAAAAGUUAUUCGUGAUGGGGAUUUUGUAAAAUUCCUCACAAUUGACAAUGAAGGGGAAAUUUAUGUUCUCUCCCUGAGUGAUUCAUCCCCAUCACUCAGGUGACAUCGAAUAAUUCUCUCUAUUCGACUGAUUCUCUUCUAUUCGUUUAUUUAUAUUCUAACGUCUCUCCUCUAAAAGGAUUUUCACUAAAGGAGGAGGGGCAAGAUAUUUUAAUCUCAAUUUUAUAAUUUUUAUUUCCCAGAAAAGACAAUCAGGUUGUUUAAUGCAUUUCUAUGACAUAAGUUGUGGUUUUCACCGAGUGAGACAGAUUUUUUUUUAUAGAUCAGAGAUUUGUUCGUUUUUCAGUAUAAUUUUAAAUAAUUUUAUCGAAUAACUCCAGAAAACAAAAUAAUAAUAGAUCUUUUCUUUGAGAUUUUUUGUGCAUUUUAAAAUAAGAGUUUCUCUUAAGAGACAUUACCGACAGUUCUUAAUGAAUAAAAUAGAUUGUAAAAAUGAUUUUUUUUAUAAAAGAUUUUUCUUUUUCAAUGAAUACAAAAUAUCCAUAAAA
Lutzomyia longipalpis is the source of this 4727-nucleotide messenger RNA. RefSeq lists its product as uncharacterized. Bases 296 to 4282 code for a protein of 1328 amino acids. The record is from RefSeq and is a predicted model, not a curated record. Lineage: Eukaryota; Metazoa; Arthropoda; Insecta; Diptera; Psychodidae. The transcript has 6 exons. Gene Ontology annotation, molecular function: protein binding.